AUGCAAGGUUCAGCAAAAGAUUACCAUGAAAAUCCAUUAUUAAAGCUCCUGAAAGCCACAAAGAAAGAAAAGCUUGCAGCAAAAUCCAAUAAAUUUACUCAACAAUUGAUGAACAAGGUUACGUUCAAUACUUCUGGAGGAAUAAGCAAGUCGUCCAUAAGAAGACGCAGAAGGAAAGAAAAAGAACAGUUAAAGCCCCAAAUGAACGAUCUUUUAAUAUCUCUUCCCGACUCCUUUGAAGAUUCAAAAUAUCCCUCCUCAAAAAACCAGGUUCAAGCGUCCAAAAAGCGCAAUAUACCAAAUGCUACAAAGAAGACUGGUCACCAAAAGCUAUUUCAACAAGAAAAGAAGAACUUUACUGAUGUCUUAAAUAGUCCUGACUUUAAAUCAGCACCGUUUAGUGCAUUAAGAAAUGCAAUACUGCAAAAUGCGACGUCGAAAUAA
This is a messenger RNA of Priceomyces carsonii, 444 nucleotides long. RefSeq lists its product as uncharacterized. Gene Ontology annotation, biological process: maturation of SSU-rRNA from tricistronic rRNA transcript (SSU-rRNA, 5.8S rRNA, LSU-rRNA). The transcript has a single exon. Gene Ontology annotation, cellular component: nucleolus; preribosome, small subunit precursor; 90S preribosome. Bases 1 to 444 code for a protein of 147 amino acids. Lineage: Eukaryota; Fungi; Ascomycota; Pichiomycetes; Serinales; Debaryomycetaceae. The record is from RefSeq and is a predicted model, not a curated record.